AUGGAUCUACCCAUGCACACUAUCAUGGAGGCACUGGAUGCAUUAGGCAUGUACAACACGCUGAGCGAGAUUGCGGAGGCACAUGAACGGGCACAGAUCACCAAGGUUGUCCGGCACACCUCCAAAUAUCCUGGCAGACGAGCCUAUGUAGCAGCGGUGGUCAACAAAGAUGGCACGGUAAUCAACACGUGCAUGGUCCGCACUGAUAGUCCUAAGGUGGCCGAGCAGGCGGCCAUCAUCCUUGCACUCCUAGAAGACGAUAAAAGCUUGACGGAAUCGAUUAAAGAAGGUGUUCGUCUGGAGUUGUCGCCAGGCGACGGCCUGCCUCCUGUUCAAUUGGGGACUCGGCGAACUGCCGGUGACCACGCGCCUUUGCUCACCCAGGGCUGGGACGACGUGAGCUUCCACGGCUCGCCGCAAAUCCCCACUCCAAACUUGGACGUCCUGGCGGCCGACGGGAUCAUCUUGAACAACUAUUACGUGCAGCCCUUGUGCACCCCGUCUAGAGCCGCUCUAAUGUCGGGCUUCUACCCCAUACACACCGGUAUGGAGAGUUCAGUCAUAGGCACAGGCGAGCCGUGGGGUCUGCCACUCAACUUCAAGCUGAUGCCUCAGUACUUGAAGGACCUCAAUUACCAAACGCAUAUGAUCGGAAAGUGGCACCUUGGCUAUUACACGGAACAGUACGUGCCCACUUCUCGCGGAUACGACACCUUUUACGGCUUCUACAACGGCGAAGAAGACUACUACAACCACACCCUCCCCGUCCCACAGAGCUCGCAAGUUGGUCUCGACUUCUGGCUCAACAAUGAGCCACUGAGGAAUGAGACGGACCGCUACUCAACCACCUUGUUCGGCGAGCAAGCUAUAAGGUUGAUCAAGGCGCGCGACCCAAAUAAGCCGUUCUUCCUCUCCCUGUGUUACCAAGCACCUCAUGGAGGCUCACCAGUAGAACUCCAGGCGCCAAGCGAGAACGUCGACAAAUUCCCGUACAUUGGGGAAAAGAAUCGAACGAUAUACGCAGGGAUGGUGGACGCGAUGGACCAGUCCGUGGGCGACGUCCUUGAGGCUCUGCAGCAGGAGCGCAUGCUGGACAACUCGGUUAUAGUGUUCAGCAGCGACAACGGAGGCUUGCCCUGGGGACUACACGCCAGCCGUGGCUUCAACUGGCCGCUACGGGGCGCCAAGGGCACCCUGUGGGAAGGGGCCACGCGGGCAGCCGCGUUCCUCUGGUCGCCCCUAGUCACCCGUAAUCGCAGGGUCUCACACCAGCUCAUGCACAUCGUCGACUGGCUUCCCACGCUCUACCGGGCCGCCGGCGGAGACCCGUCGAAAAUGAGGCGCCUCGACGGCCGUGACAUGUGGCUGCAGCUGUGCGCCGACCUGCCCUCCCCGCGGGUCGAGCUGCUCUACAACAUCGACCCCGUGGGCGACACGGCGGCACUGCGCUACCGCGACUACAAGCUGGUGCUGGGCGUCUCGGCGCAUGGACUCUACGACCAGCGGUUCCUGACGCCCGGCGGCUCUCGGCCCUACGCGGACCUGGACCGCCUGAUGGCCCAGUCUAAGGCGGCCCGCGUGUUGAGGGACUUCUACAACACGGGCGCGUUCCUCUUUCCCAGCCAGUGGCGCCAGAGGGCCACGCUCACCUGCGGCCCGCAGGAGAGCUCCAACUUCGUGGGCGGCGAUCCGCCCUACCUGUUCGACCUGUCCAAGGACCCUUGCGAGAUGCACAAUCUGGCACCCGACAACCGAGAGCUGCUGUCCGUGCUAAUUCGGAAGCUCGCGAGCUACGCAAUCACGUCGGUGGCGCCACGCAACAAGCCCGCAGACCCGAGGUCCUACCCACAGUACCACAACGGCACCUGGGCGCCUUGGGUGAACGUCGCCUCCAUGUAG
Messenger RNA from Dermacentor albipictus, 1899 nucleotides. NCBI's taxonomy places the organism in Eukaryota, Metazoa, Arthropoda, Arachnida, Ixodida, Ixodidae. The record is from RefSeq and is a predicted model, not a curated record.